AACGGCGAAUGACCGUCGGACGGUCAUCGUUAACGUUUGGUAUUGCAAUGUGCUGUGUUUUGUGCGUAUCACACCGAUUUUGCUGCGCCCUGCGUUUAAAAUGGGUUGAAUUUGUUAGCGAACGCGGUGCGUGUGUAUUCUGCAAGGAAGUUGAUGAAUAGGAAGCUGUAGAGAGGUUUAAGAGCUCGUUUAGUUAGAGACACGGGUAACGAGUGUACUCGAAGUAUUACCUGUUGUAUGUACUUGAGUUAACCAGUUGGAACUGGUUUGAUUUCAUGCCUUUAUUUACUUUGAGAGUAAAAGCCUUAGCACAAUUAUUUUGGGCUUACAUUACUGAAUCUCAUCACCAUCAUCCCUGGAAAUAGCUCUAUCAUAAAUAAACUUUCAAAUCAUACAAAGUAAUCGUAUCUAUACAACUAUAAUUAAAAUGUGGUACGGUCCGAAUUUGCAAAGGUCUUACAAGUACAUGAUGUUUGCAUCCAAGAUGCCUUCGUUGAGGAUUGACCAGAGCGACCUGAAGUGCAAGAAUGGCUGUGAUUACUAUGGCAACCCGCAGUGGCAGGGCUACUGUUCCAAAUGUCACAGGGAGCAGAUGCAGCGCCAGAGGAAAGCCGCAGCUGGCAAAGCAGUAAAGACAUCUCCUCCACCACCCAAGCCCGAGCAGAAGAAACAAGAGCGAAGUCUGAAGCUGACGUCACACUCAUCCUUCUCUAAGUUCGAGGAGAAACGGCUGCGGCAGAGCGAGACCCUCAAAAAGGCAAACCUUCUUAAGUUCAGCGUGUUCAGGAAAAGCAAUACAGAUGAACAAGACCAUUCGGAGCGCCGACCGCCCGAGUUCAAGAUCCCGGCGAUGGUGAACGAGGGUAUGAAGACAGACUUCCGCGUGCGCUUCCCGCAGCUGACCACGCAGGUGGACCGCGACGCGAGGAUGUUCGUCUACUCCUUCAUCAUGGACGUCAUCAAGUGCGCCAACGUGAUGACCGUCGACGAACUCUCCGAGAGGGUACAGAGGCACUACCAGCGUUUCAUGAAGCACAUGGAGGUGUCGCCGCACUUCGCCCAGGUGGACUCCGACACCAGGGAGCUGCUCAUGGACUUCGUAGAGAAGCACGCCAUGACAUACCUGCACGAGUUGCCAUCAGUGGUGUUCUCGCCGAGCGGGACGGAUGACGAGCGAGCAGACCGCGCCAUGUCGGAGCGCAUCCAGCAGCUGAGCUGGGUCGGCGAGAAGCAUCUCGAGUGCAAGCUGGAUAGGAACAGCGCUACCUGCAGGCAGUUGUUAUACAAAGCUAUUAGCGAGCUGCUGGGCAUGGACAGCGCGUGGUGGGCGGGCGGCAAGCUGGGCCGCGUGCGGCGCUGCUGCCGCCACGUGCUGGCGCUGUGCGCGGCGCCCGGCGCGCCCGCCUCCGCCGACGACCUGCUGCCCGCGCUCAUAUUCACCGUGUUGAAAGCGAACCCGCCGCGGUUGGUCAGCAAUAUAAAUUUCGUGACGCGCUUCUGUAACGCGCAGCGGCUGAUGACCGGCGAGGGCGGGUACUACUUCACGAAUUUGUGUUGUGCGGUGUCGUUCAUCGAGAAUUUGUCAGCCGAGUCCCUGAACAUGGAUAAAAAGGAGUUCGACUGCUACAUGGCGAUGCCCGCGUCCAUCGGAGGCAGUGCUUGGGCGGCCGCUUUGUCCUUAUGUGGUGCGACUCGCGAGGCGGAGGAGCAGCAGGCCAUGGCGGAGAAGAUCCUUGCGCAGACGCAGGACAUAGAGAGCAGGGCGGAGCAGCUCGCAACCAAUGCGGUCACAUUCGAGGAACAGAUCGCUAAAAAGGUCCAAGACGUAUUAGCAAAGACUCCGUUGGAGAUAAAGCCGCGGAGGGAACUCCCGCGCAUCGGCAAGUUCAAGGAGAUCAGCACAGCGCCGCUCAUAGACUUGGAGAAUGGUCAUCAACAGCAGACGUACCAGCCAGCGAGUAUAUCACCGCAGCCCUACCAGCCGGCGAGUAUUCCACAGGAGCCCUACGAGCCAGCGACACAACCCGAGCCCAGAGUGGUAGUCGAAGAAACGACAGAGAAACUCAACAUCCUAGGCUUCGAAGUGAUAGAGAAAGAAUCACCGUCAAAAUCACCACCAAAUCCAGACCAAAAUUGGGAUUUGAAACAGACGAACUCUAUGGAGUUACUCACGCCUUCUCCUUUAGGGUUCACACCGUUCGACUCGAGGUCUAUGGACGAGCUGAUGACGCCAGACGAGUUUGGCAGCGACAACCUCGCACCAGGCCUCAGUAAUAUAAACUACGACAUCGAUCUCUCAGACUUUAGUGGAGAGAACAGCAUCGCAGACGACGCGCCGAAGUCCGAACCCAAAGACCCGUUCAGUCCCGAAGCGCUGAAGAAGGAAUUCGACCCAUUCGCACCCCAAACGUCACGGGAACAGUAUAAAAUGUUGGAGACGUACGACGAAUUUAGUCUCGUAGAUCCGAAGACGCAUGUCCAGUCCGACCCUUUUGAAGUAAUUCACAGGACAGAGGGUAGUCUGAGAAAAGAGAACGCGUCGAUCCUAGACGACAGCCCGACCUCCGUGUGCCUGCCCUCGCCACUACAGCCACAGAGCAGCGGGAAGCCGGCCUAGUUCGGAAUUGUUGAAAUUAUGCCAAAAUUUUGGUUGGUGCUAAGCGGAUAUGUUGAUUUGUUCAAUUGUUAUUUAUUACGGUUAGGUGUUAAGUCACAUUACAUUGAGUGUAAUAGAGAAUUUGACUAA
Molecule: messenger RNA, 2746 nt
Organism: Manduca sexta (tobacco hornworm)
Lineage: Eukaryota; Metazoa; Arthropoda; Insecta; Lepidoptera; Sphingidae
Gene: Rabex-5
Product: rab5 GDP/GTP exchange factor
Exons: 10
Coding region: 428-2617 (729 amino acids)
Biological process (GO): vesicle-mediated transport
Cellular component (GO): cytosol; endocytic vesicle
Molecular function (GO): guanyl-nucleotide exchange factor activity; small GTPase binding; DNA binding
Source: RefSeq, a predicted model, not a curated record